This is a messenger RNA of Rhizophagus irregularis DAOM 181602=DAOM 197198, 1476 nucleotides long. The record is from RefSeq and is a predicted model, not a curated record. NCBI's taxonomy places the organism in Eukaryota, Fungi, Glomeromycota, Glomeromycetes, Glomerales, Glomeraceae.
AUGUUUCAAACAAAAUACGAAUUCGAAUAUGCUAAAAGUCGCGAUGAUAAUAUUUUCAACGAUGUAAAAAAAGAAAUAAUAACUGCAAAAACACCAGAAGGAAAUGACUUUGAUAUUGUAACUGAACCUGGAUAUGGGGAAAGAGCUACACUUAUAAUGUUUCAAGAGGAAGGAACUGCACACUAUUCGGCAACCGAAAAUCAAGACCAACAAAUGCAAAUACAUGUUUCACAGCUUUCACUUGCUCCAACCACAUCUAAAAACUCUAGCGAAGAACAAACUGGAGAAGAUAAAAUUGAAAUUACCCAGGAACUGAUUUCGCAACAAGAACAGCCACAGCUUAUCGAAACGGAAGAAUCUAUGUUUGUAGAGUUUUGGCAAAUGACCCAGGAACAAACUAUUUCAUAUAGACAAAAGGGAGAUCCCAAAAACGUUGAUUAUUUAGAAAAAAAUGUUGAAGAGAAACUAUUUAAACAAGAAGACCAAAAAGAGGAAAGUGAGAGUGAGACUCAAGGGAAAAAAAAUAAAAUAGAAAGCAAUAGAAAUAAUGAUAUAAAUGCCAAAUUAGAUGCAAUUUUAGAAAGGCUAAAAAAGUUAGAUGAGUUAGAAAAUAAAUUAGAUAAAUUGGAAAGUAAAUCAAACAAAUUCCAAAAACAAACCAAUGAAAGAUUUAAACAUAUAGACAACAAGAUUGACAAAAUGCAGAAAGAUAGUGGAUAUAUCUUUGAAAUGAUUGCAAGAUCUGAAAUCUCGAAAAGAUACGGACAACGCUAUUCAGAGAAAUUUUUGCUAUUUGACACAAACGGAAUUACCAGACUUUCAUUGCCAAGUGCAAUGUUAAAGCCCAUAAAUUCUAUUAUGAAUUUGAAAUAUAGCAGUCAAGGUUAUACGAUAGAAUUUUACAAUAAAAAACUAGCUAAGCAUAUCUGGGACAUAAAAGAUGAUCUUGUGGAACGAAUUAAAGAAGUAAAAUGCCACCCAAAAACGCAUAAUAAAAAAGGCUAUCUUGCCCUUUGCGAAAGAGCAGAAUAUUUGCUUGAUAAAGCUAAAUCGGCAGAUGAUACAUUAGAAUUCUUAAUUCAUCACUCCAAUUUAGGAGUAAUGAUACUUACAGCUCAUUUAAUAAACUUCGAAGACUCUAUUAAAUUCAACCAGUCACCUUUUUUCGAAAAUAUAGAGAUUGAUGUUAGAUGUAAAAAUGAGUUGAUUGAUCAAGAUACUAUUACUAUUGAGAUUGGAGAGAUAAAAAGCUCUAUUGAUGAAAAGUCGAUAUGCAAAGCAUAUCAACAAUUGUAUUUACGUUUAAAAAUACUUUUUCAUACAUCUAAGAUAUUAUUCCCAGAGAAAAAAAUUAUUUUAAUAGGAAGACUAUUUGUUGGUGGAAAUGUUAACCAAAUUCGAAAUCACAUCUGGGAUAAAUAUCGGGAAGAACAGGGUAUUAGUGAUUUAAUUAAUAUAAUACCCACAUUAAUCUAA